CCCUAUCUACAUGCCAGUGUCAUAUGCAUGCAAUACUUUUCAACGCUCUAGUUCCGUAAGUUCAAACGAAACAUUAAUCGGUGCUGUGCUCCCUUUAGUUAUAAAUGUCGCAUCUCCCUGUUCCUAAGUCAGUAUGGAAAGUGCAUUAGUCCAUCUGUAUUCCUCUAUUUGACGACAUGGCUUCAUUCCAUUCUACGGAGACUACUGAUCCAAGACCACUUGGGGAAGAGGAUCCCCUCCCCAAAGCUCUUCGUGACAUACCCCAUCCGAUGAGGGUGCUAUGUCUUUUUGCGGUUGGACGCCCCGAUUUUAAAGACCAUUGGAAGUCACUGCAAUCAGAUCAAGCAUUCGAAACCGUUAGGACUAGGCUGUGCUCUAUCUUGGCCAACACUAUCACAGCAGCAGGCGUCCUACUCGCUACAAGUGGUGUAUUCGUCACCACAGGCUCUCCUGUAACCUAUUUUGACUACUCAUCGCCUGCCCCCUAUUUUUUGCUCUUCAUAUCCCUCAUGUUGGCUAUGAUCGCAAUGUUGACAUCCGGCCUGAGCAUGAUACGCUGGCUCCAUACCGAUCGACAGUGGACUCAAGAACAACUCAAGCCAGGUGGCUACUUCGUCAUCUCCCACCUAUUGUCGAUAGUCACCCCCAUGUUCUUCGUCGCCUGGUCUCUGAAUUGUUUUAUCUUUGCGAUAUUGAUAGCAGGCUUUUGCUCCCAAAGCAUCAUCUUCCGCACCGUCACUGCGCUCUGGCUGGUCACAUACGUCGCUAACAUUGCGAUGGUAUCUAUGGAAUUUAUGUGGAAGUACACGAAGAGCGUCACAUCAGGCUAGAUAUCGAUCGCCGAGUGAUUUUCACUUUCUUUCUUUCUUGUUUUACCUGUGCUGGAGUGUACGUUAUAUAUAUGCCUGCCUGAUGUACGUGGAGCACGCCGCAUUACUACUGUGCCCAAA
Suillus clintonianus is the source of this 950-nucleotide messenger RNA. RefSeq lists its product as uncharacterized. The transcript is spliced from 5 exons. The coding region runs from base 177 to 830 and encodes 217 amino acids. The record is from RefSeq and is a predicted model, not a curated record. NCBI's taxonomy places the organism in Eukaryota, Fungi, Basidiomycota, Agaricomycetes, Boletales, Suillaceae.